AUGUUCAAGGGCAAACCUAGAGAGGAACAGCAGCAGACGGCCUCUAUGCAAACGAUUGAAGAGUUCGUUUCGGUACAAAGCUUCGAGGCUUUCUUGCAAUGGCCAUGGCUUCGCAAGAACAAAUUUGAUAUGGAUGAGCCCGAACGUCAGAUUGCAGCUAUCGUAGAGCUGGCGCGGUUUGCAGACAUGUGCAAUGCAACAGAAAUGCAAUCUGAAAUCGCUGGGUACUUGAAGGCAAUCUUGAUCGAGAACCCGAAUGCUAAAUUCAGAGAUGCCCGAACCUUAUAA
Messenger RNA from Penicillium longicatenatum, 288 nucleotides. RefSeq lists its product as uncharacterized. The coding region runs from base 1 to 288 and encodes 95 amino acids. The record is from RefSeq and is a predicted model, not a curated record. The transcript has a single exon. NCBI's taxonomy places the organism in Eukaryota, Fungi, Ascomycota, Eurotiomycetes, Eurotiales, Aspergillaceae.